AUGAGGCCCCCGAGGCAAGCAUCAACUGUGAAACAACAUUUGGACUGUUUGGAGCAUCAAGUUUCUGUUUUAACUUCUCUAAUCACACAGCUCAACUAUGUGAUUGAGGAAGGCAAGGCUUGGCUAGAUGAGAAAGAGUCAAACAGUUCAAGCUUCGUGCAAAUAGUUCAACAGCUGGAUGGGGCUAUGACAGCAGCAUUCAGCAGAUACCUUGAAAUAUUGAGUGAAAAUAAUGUUGAACCUUCACUUUCUAAAUGUUUUAACGACAAUGAGAAACCAACCAAAAUUUUAAGUGACCCUGUGGAAUCCACCAGCACAAUUACUAAACCUGUGAAUGAAAGCAAUCAAGACAUGAAUGACCAACUUCAGUUGUUACAAAAAAGAUUCAACCUGGCAGAGGAGGCAGUUAUCUCCCUGCUCAAGGGCUCUAAACAAGUGGAGAAACUGGAAAAACAGAUGAAAAAAGUCACAAACACCCUGAGUGAGAACCACAAACAAAUAGAAGCCAUCAACACUAAACUGUCUGAGCACUCGGAUCUUGCACAGCAUAUUAUGGACCAAGAGAAAGCCAUGCAGGGUUUUGUUGAGGUUGUGGAGAACUUGAAACUUUCUAACUUGAAGAACUGUGGACAGUUAGAUGAUAUAAGUAAUGAGGUGUCACAGACACAAGGGCAGCUAACUGAGACCAGGAGACAGAUGGAGGACCUGAGGACAGCGGUGCAGGACAUAGAUAACACGGUCAUCAGCUUGACCAUUGAACAGAACAACCAGGGGCUUGUGUUGAAGGUGGACAAUCUGACCAAUGAAAUUAAUUUCCUAGCCUCGCAUAGCAAUGAGUUGGCGCAAUCACUUCGGGCCAAGUGUACAUAUUUUGAGGAUAAUUUGAAAUUAAAUUUUGAUAAGAUUGUGAAAAAAAUUCAGCAGUUGGAGAUCCUGUGUGUCUCCAGGCCCGUGGCCUUCACUGCCCACCUGGACCUCACAAAGCCUCUGAUAGCUGGGACUGUCGUAAAAAACUACUGCCGCGUCUCCUGUAACAACGGCAACUGUUUCCACCCUGACUCUGGGGUCUUCACGGUGCCGGAGGGGGGCCUGUACCUGCUGGGUAUCUCCAUUGAUGAGAAGGUGGCCAUAGGGGUGGUCAGAGAACGGCCAACCAACAACGACACAGAGUGGAUCUGCCAGGUCAACGGCCAGGCUGGGUACUCGAGCGCGUGUAAUGUGUGUAGCGUCAACUUAAACCCCGGGGACAAGAUUUAUCUCAAGGUGGUGUUUGUUGAUCAGAAUAUUUGUUCAUUGUCGCAUUACUCGUGUUUCACGUGUGUUAAGUUGUGAGUGGUGUCAAUGUUUCACAUGUGUUAAGUUGUGAGUGGUGUCAAUGUUUCACAUGUGUUAAGUUGUGAGUGGUGUCAAUGUUUC
Messenger RNA from Physella acuta, 1416 nucleotides. RefSeq lists its product as uncharacterized. The record is from RefSeq and is a predicted model, not a curated record. Gene Ontology annotation, molecular function: protein binding. NCBI's taxonomy places the organism in Eukaryota, Metazoa, Mollusca, Gastropoda, Physidae.